This is a messenger RNA of Lucilia cuprina (Australian sheep blowfly), 384 nucleotides long. RefSeq lists its product as uncharacterized. The record is from RefSeq and is a predicted model, not a curated record. Lineage: Eukaryota; Metazoa; Arthropoda; Insecta; Diptera; Calliphoridae. Gene Ontology annotation, biological process: DNA transposition; DNA integration. Bases 1 to 384 code for a protein of 127 amino acids. The transcript has a single exon. Gene Ontology annotation, molecular function: DNA binding.
AUGGUGCCCCGCAGAGAAAUAUCAAAAGAUUUGCGGAAUUUAGUUGUAAAGUUUAGAAAUGAGAAAAAAUCGUUUGGUGAAAUAUCCAAACUUUUAAAUCUAAGUAAAUCAACGGUUCCAACUAAAUUUAAUAACUUUAAAAACACUGGUACUAUUGAAAAUAAACCUCGCAGUGGUCGUCCAAGGAAACUGAAUCGUAGAGAUAUAAGUUUUAUUAUGAAAGAAGUGGAUAAAAAUCCGAAAGUGAAUGCCACCAUGUUGGCUAAAGAGUUGGAAAUAAGGUCAGAAAAGGUUGUGCAUCCACGUACAAUUCAAAGAACAUUAAAUAAAAAUGGGUAUCACAGUAGAACUCCGCGCAAAAAAACGCUGAUAAGCACAACGUAA